UAGUAAAAGAAUUUCAACUUUGGACAAAAUCUCUAUACACUUUUCUUUAUUUUCUUCUACGGAGUAUAUAAUAAUACAACAAAUGAACAAAUGUACAAUGAACAAGAUUUACUCUUCCCUCUAAAAAAAGAUUUACUCCAAGAAAAAUCGUAACAGUUACAAACUACACGAGCAAUUAAAAUAACCCCACUUUAGUAUGAUUGAGUAUGAGACAAUAGAUAGCGGGGUUAACUUUCCCGCAGACAAAUUGAUGGUCCAAAUGCUAAAGCAUGCUUAAAAGCCAUCAUUAUAGGACUAAAUAUACAAGCAAGCAUGGCCUAAUCUUGCAACAAAUCACCCUUCUUGGUCCCUCUUGAUCUUCUCUACAGAUUACCGCGAUCCGAAUUAAGCUAAACAAGAUCCAUUUAGCUCUAAUUAAACUCAUCAAAACAAAUUUCUUCAACUUUGUGGGAAACAGUUUAUCACUUAAACUACUAAAAAUAGUCAUAUUUCUAGUCCUACACUCCUACUCAUAUCUUUACAUUUGUUCUAGGACUCUAUAGAUCUUCCGAGAGCUCGAUUCGUUCUCUCAAACUUUCAAAGGGCCAAAGAAACAUUGUUAAUCAAGCAAAAGAAGAUCAAAGGGGGUGUGACAGCAGAAGUUUGAAGUAGGGAAAUUUCUGAGAAAAACAGAAAGUAGCUUAGUUUAUAUAAUUAGUAAUAGUACUAAACUACUAAUUUUGGUGUGUCAAGAGUUGAUUUAAAAUGCAAGUUGGAGGGAAAAGUGCCAUGUGGUAAGCUCAGAAGACUUCACAUGGUUUCUCUUACUCCAAAGUUAUAUCUCUUUUAAAUGCUAUAAAAACUAGGUACCUAAAAAACCAGUUUAUGGGUUUUUCAAGAGAGAAUCCUCUGUUAUUUACUCUGAAUUUAUAGCCUAGUUUAUUCUUCAAGUACUUUCUGAUAGUGAGUUCAAAGGGUCUCAUUUUCUCUCUUCAUAUAUGAUACUGAUUUUGAUUUUCUCUUUUCGGAUAUAAUGUUCGUUUUCGUGUCGAACAUAUUUCUAUCUUUAGCAAUCAGUUCUUAGGAUCAAAUAGGAAAACCACUUGAUAUCAUUGAAGAAACUAUCCAACUCCCAAAGAGCUUAAACUCGAGUGUUUUUGGUAGUAUUGUUGCUUGUUCUUGGACUAAACAUUUUGUUGUUUCGUCGUAGCCAGACAUCAAUUUGUUUAUCACAUUUUUAGAUCCAAAACUACAUCAAUCCAAUAGAGUGAUUCCCUUGUUAAACAAAUUACAUAGUUCUAUUCAAAGAAGAAGAAAUGGGAAGUUGUUCAUGUUUAGUCAGAAAUCCACUUCCUUGGCUUGCUGCCCUUGGAUGUUUAUUUGUCUGUUCUCAAUCUCUAGGGUUCGGGUUUCUUACUAUCUUCCUUACAUCAUCAGCUCUUAUUCUAUGUCCUGUAAUUCUUUGUCGGUUAAAGUCCUACGAGCAGAAAUCAACACGAAGAGAACAGUCAUGUACGCGUUCCACUGAGAAGGUUGUUUCUGAAUCAAGUCAUCAACAGACAGAUAGCCCGUUGAAUGAGUCAUUGCAAGAAGAAAAAGAAGAAGAAGCUGAGAGCAAAAUACAUGAAACAAUACAGGAAAAUGUUGCUAGAUUUGAAGAAGAAAAGAUGUCAAAACACAAAAGACAGCAGAAUGAAAAUCACAGGUCACCAGAAAUACUGCUGUCUGACAGUGAAAGUGUUGAUCACACAACUUCAAGUGAGGAUUCAGAAAACGAUUCUAUGUUCAGAGAAAAUCUGAGUCACAGCACAAACUACUCAGACGGGUCAAUCUCAGACGAAGAGAGUCUAAUAGAAAUCGCGCUUCCAACAGGCCACUAUGUCGACUCAAAGAGAUCACAAGAGCCAUCAUGGUAUGGAUUUCAGCAUCAGAAAUGGUCAUCAGACUGCUCAUUAAAAUCACAUUUCAGACAGCAAAACUGGAUGGAGAUGCUAAACGAAAUGAACGAAGAGAACUUCAUUGAAAUCGAUCUCUGCAUGGGAUCCAUCAAGUGUUCAAGGUUUGAAAUUCAAGCAUAAUCAUAAAAAAUUUAUACACAAAAAAUUUUACUCCCAAUCGCGGUUGCUUGUGAAUUGAUUAACUAGUACUUGUUCAUUAGCCCUUAUUUUUUUAUCCGAUCACGGAUUUUUCCUCCCCUUGUUGGGGGUAUAAUAGCGUAUUAAGAUUGGAAGCAUGUUUGUGUUACGUUGUUAAACUUUUGUGCUAUCUUUGCAUUCACCUCGGAUGCCAUUUGAAGCACAAAGUAUAUUUCUUUUUGCUAAAUCUUACUGUGAUUAAAGUAAUUAAAACUCUGACAGCCAUUUCUGUUUUA
Chenopodium quinoa (quinoa) is the source of this 2350-nucleotide messenger RNA. RefSeq lists its product as uncharacterized. The transcript has a single exon. The record is from RefSeq and is a predicted model, not a curated record. The coding region runs from base 1296 to 2057 and encodes 253 amino acids. NCBI's taxonomy places the organism in Eukaryota, Viridiplantae, Streptophyta, Magnoliopsida, Caryophyllales, Amaranthaceae.